AGAGAUAAGGAAGAGGAAGAAGAAGGAGAUGAAGAAGAUGAUUAGAAUCCGUGUGCGCGUUCGUGUGUGAUUGUUUUUUUUGUGCGUGUGCGUAUUUGUGUGUGUGUGUGUGUGUGUGUGUUUGGAGUGUGUGUACGUGGAUAGUGUGUGUGUACGUGUGUGGGCGUGUGUGUAAGUGCAGAAAAAUAAGGAUGUAGAAAAAGAUAAAAGAAAGAAAGAGAAGAGAAGAGAAAGUAACUGACAGGAGUGAUUAGUAUGACUUAGAACCAAAGAAGAACGAAAGAAGGAAGAGAAAAAAAGAUAAAGGAGAUAAAAGGUGACAUGGAGAAGUAACAGAAAGAAAGAACGGGAAAAAAGGAAAAAAGAAAAGGAAAGAAAAAAAGAAAAAAGGGGAUAAGAAAAAGUAACAAAACCAAAGAAAUAACAAAGAAAAAGGAAAACGAAAAAGAAAGAAAAGAUAAAAUACUGACAUGAAAUAGGAACAAAAAACAACGAAAAAACAAAAAUAAAAGAAAGAUAUAGAAAAAGAUAAAAAAGUGACCGAAAAGAAACUAUGAUAAAGAAAAUGAGACACAAAGCUUAAGAAGAAGAAAAAAGAGAGAGGAAGGAAGGAAGGAAGGAAGGAGACUAGCACAAGAAGACUAACAGUGAAAAGGCGAGACCCCAGUUCGAAUCCCGCCGCAGGACACACUACCCAUGGAGCCGAGAGAGUUUAAAUGUCUGAUACAGGGUGCCGUGUGGUGGUGGCUGGCGGCCCUGGUCCUCGGCACCACCCUGCAGAGCACCCCGAACAACGCCACCCUGGAGGACGUAACGGAAGCGACGCAGGAGGUGCGGAGCGACCCCGGCGAGGGAGCCGUGGCGACGCUGUGCCCGGCCUCGUGCUUCUGUGAGGAGGAGGCCGAGUACGCCACCUGCGUGGGUGACGGGCAGUGGGCGCCGCCGACGCUGCCGCCGGGCCUGAGCCGCGUGGAGCUGCGCGGCUUUCUGGUGCCGGAGCUGGAGGCCGAGCUGCUGCGCCGCCUGCCGGGCCUGCGCGAACUGCAGCUGAACCAGUGCAACAUAUCCAGGCUGGGCGACGACGCCUUCGCCGUGUUGCCGGACCUGGACAGACUCGACCUGUCGGAGAACAGGCUGGCGGAGCUGGGCCCGGCCUCGCUGCGCGGCUUGCGGGCGCUGCACCACCUGGACCUGUCCGCCAACCAACUGGCCAACCUGACGCAGGCCUUCACGCACCUGCCCGCCCUGCAGCACCUCAACCUGCGGGACAACCGGCUCACCAGCCUGGCCAAGGACACCUUCCAGGGCCUCGACCGCGUCCAGCACGUCAACUUGGACUCAAACCGGAUCGUGUCGGUGGAGGUCGCGGCCUUCCAGCACCUGACCAGCCUGGCCGUGCUGGUGCUGUCCAACAACCCCCUCGCCACCCUCUCCACGCUGGACUUCUUCGGCUCGCGCCUGCAGUACAUCGAUGUGUCCAACAUCGGCAUCACGCGCGUGCCGCAGGCGCUGACGCAGUUCGUGCGGGACCUGCGCCUCGCCAAAAACUCCAUCACGGAGAUCCACCGCGGCGACCUCGACUCCUACCCCAACCUCGGCCUGCUGGUGCUGGACGACAACGGCCUCGAGCUGUUGGAGGAGGACGCGCUGGGGCGCCACGAGUGCCUGGGCUGCCUCUGGCUCAACGGGAACAACCUCAAGAACAUCCCCCUGUCCCUGCCACCCGCCCUCAAGUCCCUCUACGUGGAGGAGAACCAGAUCACGGAGCUCCGCGAGGGAGACUUCACGAGCCUGGUCAACCUGGAGCAGCUCUUGCUACAGCGGAACCAGAUCGCCAGCAUCGCCCCCAACGCCUUCCACGAGCUGACGAGCCUCAAGACCCUCGACCUGCAGGCCAACCAGCUCACCAACCUGACGGGCCGUAUCUUCGCCAGCCUGGUGAGCCUCGACACGCUGGACCUUUCCCAGAAUCCAAUUCUCACGCUGGGCGCCGACGUGCUGACGGGCCUCACCAGCGUCAAGGUGCUGCAGAUGUCCCGCAUACACUCGGCGGCCGUGGCCAUGCCGGAGGUGCUCUUCGACCCUCUCAAGAGCCUGCAGAUCCUGGAGAUGUACGGGUCGCCGGUGCUGGUGGGGCGCCUGGUUAAUACGACGCGGAUGCUGCACUCCCUGCGUGGCGUGCGGGAGCUCAACAUCAUGCACAACGACCUCACGGCGCUGCGGCCAGACUUCCCGGCCUUCUUCCCCAAGCUGCAGGUACGUGACUCAACCCUCCUACACCCCACACGGUCUGAUCAUGAGCUAGACUCGUGAUCGCCAGUAAGUACCAUCCCAGUGAAAGCAUUUGCA
Eriocheir sinensis (Chinese mitten crab) is the source of this 2349-nucleotide messenger RNA. Its product is annotated as carboxypeptidase N subunit 2-like. The record is from RefSeq and is a predicted model, not a curated record. The coding region runs from base 697 to 2313 and encodes 538 amino acids. Gene Ontology annotation, molecular function: protein binding. The transcript has 3 exons. NCBI's taxonomy places the organism in Eukaryota, Metazoa, Arthropoda, Malacostraca, Decapoda, Varunidae.